This is a messenger RNA of Aspergillus pseudonomiae, 651 nucleotides long. RefSeq lists its product as uncharacterized. Lineage: Eukaryota; Fungi; Ascomycota; Eurotiomycetes; Eurotiales; Aspergillaceae. The record is from RefSeq and is a predicted model, not a curated record. Bases 1 to 651 code for a protein of 216 amino acids. The transcript is spliced from 2 exons.
AUGGACCUUCGUACAUCCUCCUUACCGUCAGAUGUUCUCGUACAGUUCUACACGGCUGUGCGGAUCACGGUCGCAGUAGUAUUUUUCACCAUCACUAGAAAGCCCCCUUCGUUUCUGGUCCAAGCUGGCCCACCGUUGGCUGCCCUGACUACCGCGUUUUCUCCUUGCUUCAUCGUGCUUCUCGUUCCAUAUUAUCUUCGUCUCGCAACGCGGCGAACACUAUGUGAUGCGCCCAGAUAUGUCGAUGAAAGUGUUUGUACAGACGUGGAAGAAGAGGAUGAACGAACAGCAGUCGAGUUGAGCGAUGUUGAUAUCAGUAGCGAUGACACCGUCAUUCACGAUAUCAAUUGGGAGGAAGACGACAGCAAUGUCAAAAAAUGUGAGAGCCGUGACGUAGUGUUCUUGAACGAGAUACCUGGCGAGGCCGGUCGGGAUGGAGAAGACGUUGUCAAAGAGGGCCCGUCUGAGGGAAAUGAGGAAGCACUACUGGAUAGACGUGAUAUGAUGCCGAGUGAUGAGAUUAUUCACGACAUUUCCCCAGAUGAAGAAGACGCCGGGAACAGCGAAAGGCUCGAGGAAGCCGAUAUAGAAUUUAGUGAUGAGAUCACUCGCGCUAUCGAUCUGGAUGAGAUGGUUCUGCAGUCCAGUUGA